This is a messenger RNA of Neurospora tetraspora, 5643 nucleotides long. RefSeq lists its product as uncharacterized. Bases 406 to 5469 code for a protein of 1687 amino acids. Lineage: Eukaryota; Fungi; Ascomycota; Sordariomycetes; Sordariales; Sordariaceae. Gene Ontology annotation, biological process: positive regulation of transcription by RNA polymerase II. Gene Ontology annotation, molecular function: transcription factor binding. The record is from RefSeq and is a predicted model, not a curated record. The transcript has 4 exons. Gene Ontology annotation, cellular component: nucleus.
UCACAGUAACGGCCAUCGAUUCCGGAGGAAAUAAGCCCGUGUAUGCCACAAAGGAUAGCCUCGAGCUCCGUACUCUCGGCGUGCUGAACGUGGAGGAACAGCUUGGGCGGGAACAGACAGCAUAGUGUCCCAUGUGAUGACUGGGGUUCGGAUUGUGUAGCCUCGCCACGCGUCCUGGUUCGUUAAGAAGCCCCGGAGGGUGAUAGCUCCCUACCGCUCGGUAUGUUCUACUCUUGUACGCCGUCCGCUCCCGGCCUGCACCUUGAGAGUUCCGGGUUGGCCAUUUCAUGCCUGGACCGAAAGGUACAUACGGACUGCCGCCCAUGCAGCCUCCCGACUAACAAUUUGGUCUCAAGAUCUUCGACCCAAAGGACAUAAUAACUCCUCCCCACAUAUUUUGUCACCAUGUCGGUCCCCGGACACAUCUCGAGAAGCCGUACCGGCUCGAUUCCAGCCUCAUCCAAGGGACGGACUGCCCACAUGCAAGACUUCGCCAUGGCUCCGACCCCGAGCGCCGUUCCCCGGUACUUUGAGCCGUGUGCGGCCACGGCCUCCAUGUUCCUAUAUGCCCAAGGCAGUUCGAUUGUAUGCUGUCAUCAUGACAGCCUCACAAUAGAAAGGAGAUUUGCGCGCCAUACCGAGGAGGUGCAACUAUUAGCAGUCGACAACCUCAGUGAGAUGGGCACCGGGAGGCUGGUUGUCAGUUAUGAUGCCGGGCAGACUGCGAUUGUAUGGGACCUCAUGACUGGAGAUGAGGUUGCAAGAUUUGCCUCGUAUGAAAAUCUUACCUGCGCUGCCUGGAUGCGCAAUGGCAAUGUUGCGUUUGGCAACAUCCAAGGCAACGUGAUCCUCUUUGAGCCUACUACGUCUGAGCACAUCUCUGCAAGAACUAUUGAUCAAAUCGCCAUCACAGCUAUUGCCCCAGCAGCAGAUUGCAGGACCUUUGCCAUUGGGUACCAAAACGGCUCGCUCUUGAUCGCAACACUUCAGCCUAGAUUCACCAUCCUUCACAAUCUUACUACCUCACGCGGGCCUUCUCCCAUCGUAACACUAGCAUGGCAUGCCUCGUCUUCACGGCAAAAGUCGGACAUGCUGGCCGUGCAAACACACGAUGGCGAUCUCCGUGUGUGGAGUGUGUCUAAACAAUACAAUGCCGAUGAUCCGGCAAAAGUGGUAAGAAUUUUGAAAAGGACAGAAAACUAUCUCACAGGCCCGAACUGGAUGGGGUGGUCCAAAAACGGUCGUAUUAUUCAGUAUUCAGAAGGUGAAACGAUUUCAUGGGACGUGAGGACGAAACACGUUACUUACGAUACCAUCCCAACCUUGGAACAUGCCAGGGGCUUGGCUCUUCAUGGUCCAGGAGCAACUCUCUUCACUCUCGGAGCGAAUAACUCGGUCCAACAGUUCGAUCUGAACGCACCGGCCAUGAUGGUCAACAGCGUUCAACACCCAGCUAACCUGCUACCUCCUUCGCCGCCUAUCUCGCUCGAAGAACAGGAAAAGAGCCAGACCGCGAUGCAUCACAACGUCGACCCGGGAGUGCCAAUUGCUAUUCACGCUGAUCUAUCUGAGAGUGAUGACCACAUGUCACCGUUAGCUAGGCUUGUUCAAGGGCAAUCUGAGCCUGACCCAUAUCGCCCAACGAGCCCUACCUCAAGCCGAAGUCGAUCCAGUGUCUCCAUCACAUCAUCCAACUCAAACACUCAGGGGCGAAAUCAUUAUGCUCCAUCCGCGAUUUCCCGUGGGAUGACGGAGAACACGUACAUCUCAGCGGGGUCUUCACUGAGAUCAGGUUUGCCCGGGCAGGAUCACCGGUACAGGCGAGAUAGGGAGUCUUUGUCGACCACGAGCUCCGUCUCUAUGGGCAGUUCAAACUAUCGUUCGAGAAGGCCAUCACGGUUGCGUCAUGAAGUGCCUCGCAGUCCCGAUGACGCGAAAGUUGUCGACCUAUUCAAGUUUACCAAAAGCCGUCUUCAGGAUAUGCCCUACAAGACGCCACAAAUAAACGAUGGUGUCCGACUUACAAACGAUGAUCUGCGGCGUCAGAUGCUGAGCACAAUAUUCGGAUGGAACAAGGAGAUUGAAGACCUGAUUCGGGAUGAAAUGUCUCGACAUCCUCUGGGGUCUACGAAUCGGAUUUUGCUUGCGAAAUGGCUGGGAGACAUCACAACCGAUAUCAUGGCUAUGGGAUCAGAGAAUAUGACCUCGUCUGAUUGGAUGCUUUUGGCUCUCAGUGGUAUUGGAGGACAGGCAUCACAGCACAAGCUUGGGCGAGCCUAUGUGCAGCGGUUAUUGGAAAGCGGCGAUGUUCAUGCGGCGGCAACCAUCAUGAUCGGAUUGGGCGACCACAACGAUGCGAUUGAGAUCUACGUCUCCCACAAAAAGUACAUGGAGGCCCUGAUCUUGACCUGCCUCUUCUUCCCAUCGACUUGGGAGCGUCAAGUCCAGAUCGUGAGGAAGUGGGGAGAGUGGGCUGUACAACAUGGCCAACAGCAGCUCGCCAUCCGAUGUUUCGCUUGCACCGGCCAUGAAUCCACAGAGCCAUGGACGUCACCUUCAGCCCAGCAAAUCACGUUCGGAAGCAUCUCAGCGACUGUCAACGAGGUCACCAGCCCCCCACUCUCGCCCCCUGCCAGGAACCAUGGCCCCCAGCGGAGCGUUGCGAAGAAUUCAGCCCUCAAGCUCAUUACCACCUUUGGAGAUAACAAGUCGAAAUUCUUCUCUGGGCUCGAUGGUGGUAGGACUCCUAUUGCGGCAGGAGCCACCCCAAUUGUCCAGUCAGCCCUUUCACCUGGCGGAGCUGACCCUGCUACUGCCGUGCUACGGAAUAACCGGAGUCAGUUCAAUACUCCAUCCUCUGCGCGCCCACCAAAUGGGGGUUUCGGUCGACAUCGUCUCCCAUCCAUCGGAGAGGCAACCCAGGAUAAUCGCGAGCUUUUGACCGCCAUCAGCAAACCAGCCGGUGAUCCUUACGCGAAUAUAAUGUCUUUUGAGGUUUCCGAUAGCAGAACACGGGGGUACGACUUGCCCAGAGCACAGACUGCCAGCCCUCGCAUCUUUAAGGACACCAAAGCGCCGCCGCCUCCUUCUCCCUCGCCCGCCGCCGUAGCGGCACUGAUGGAAUCCGGCAGACAAAGACGGAAUGGGUCUCGCAGCCGCAUUCCAGAAGGCCUAGACCUAUCUCUGCCUGUGUACAACGACACACGCCAUGAUGAACCGAGCUCCCCUGAACAGUCCGGAAAUUCGAUUUCCAACGCACAAUAUCACUGGCCAUCUAGGCGCAAGGGACCAGGUUCUGUGGCCAGUUCUGCAACAUCUGCAUCUGCAACAUCUAGUGUUCGAGGCUAUCGCACCAACGUGCCUGGCAAGAGUAUGGAUAAAUACUACCAUAGUCUUGAAGCUGCUGGAAGUAGUAGAAACGCCAGAGGAACCAGCCGAGAUGGUCGUGGCAAUGGUCGCGAUACCAGCCGCUCACGCAGGAACGACCGGGAUCUGUCCAGAGACCGCGGUAGAGGUUCAUCUAGGGGUUAUACGCCCAAGGGUGGGAAGAGAUCUCCAAAGUCUCCAGUUCCGAUGUCUCCUGAAGACUUGAUCAACCUUGCUACUCCUCGGGAGGAUCUUGAGCAACUCGGUCAUAGUAAAGGGCGUCUCAUUGACUUCUCGGACGAGCAAGAUCAGCCCAGCGUGGUGAAGAAGGUCGCUGCCCGCCGUGAAACAUCCAGGGUGCGAAUGGUAAGCCGUGGUGCCAGUAGGAAUGGCCGCAGCUCGAGCCGCGCGCGCAGUUCCGAGAGACGCAAGCCCCCAGCACUCGACCUCCGUGGUCGUGAAGCCAGCCGCGAAGGUUCCAGGCAGAGAUCGCCAUCUUCCCCAGUGCCCAUGUCAGGUCAGGCGCAUUUCUAUGGCUCAGAGGAUGAGGAUGAUUACAGAAGGGCGUUGGAAGACCGCGAGAGGUUCCGCCAAAGGCACAACCGGAGUGUAAGCAAAAACGGCAGAGGAGAAAGCAUUACAUCGCCGAUCUCCAGUCGAGAUCAUGGCUGGGGUGGCCGUGAGAGGUCUACAAGUCGCCAGAGGUCAGACAAGAGGUCGGAAAGCCGCCAAACAGACCGCAGAAAGCGCAUUCCUGCCCCGAUGCCCACGCCUGCGCCGAUGCAGCUUGUUACGGACAGUUCAGGCGACUUGAAAGUCAUGAUCAACGAGAGACAGCUGAAGAAGGAGCAGGCACAGCGUGAGCUUGAAGAACGUCGGAGGUCGCUCGCACGAAGACCGUCGGCGCCCCCGAUCCUGCAUCCUGAUGAGCUUACUCCUGCCCGGUUGGACACCGUCAUGGAGCUGCCGAGCACCGUCUUUGUCCCUCCUAGGAGAGAAGAUAUGCCAGCACGCAGUGCGAGCGUUGAUCCUAGCUCUCAAGGUGCUGGAAGGAGCAUGUAUGCCAAUCGUGGGCCAUCGAUUGGUCUUCCUGCCACUCCGAAAGCUAUGCGCCUGGUUCUUGGUUCGGACGCCAGCAGGAACAAUGUGCCCGUUCCCGCUAUCCCCGCGAGCUUCCAACAGACCUCGGCCGCAAACUCUAACCAGGCCUCGCCGGAUAGAGUAUCACAGAGGCAGGUUGAGCUCAAGCAACAAGAGAUUGAACCGCCGAUGAAGAGUCCUGCAAUGCUGCUUCCGUCGACCGUCUACACUCCACCCCCAUCGUCAUUCAACCGACCAGCCAUUCAGAGGUCCAUGUCUGCUCCUCCUCAAGACCUUGUGCCCCCUCAGGCAGGUGCUUUCGGCAACCUAAGAGGGUUCCACGCUGCGAAGCCCAGUGUGGGUGGCGAACCGAAGCCCAUGAUGGGUCGCAGGCCAUCUCAUGAUGCUGGCCGAAACGACGGACCCAUCCCUCCCCCUCCCCCUCCGCCCCCAGCGCCGCCCAUGCUCAGAGAGCUUCAGCAUCUUGCUGUUCCUCCGCCACCACCGCCUGCCCCGCUUCCUCACCUGGCCGGUGCUAAGCCAGUGGUAUACGGAGGAAGCUCAGGAAUGAUUGAGAUCGUCAUGGACGACGACCAACCACAACAACCACCUCCGCAACCGCAGCAGCAGCCCCCUCCUCCACCCAUGCUGCUGCCUUCUACUUCGUACACACCCGUCAACACGGCGCCUAUCCCCAAGGAAAUUGUGGUCCCCAUCCUCUCUCCUCCCGCGCCCUCCUCGCGGAACGGACACGCCCGUGGCCGCAGCAGCAUCGACAACAGCAUCGGCGGUCGCUUCUCGCGCGUGACGGAGCGCAUGCGCUCGGCUAGCCGUAGCAGAGGAGCGAUGAGGGACAACCAGGGAGCCGCUCCGAUGAUUGCUCCGUAUGAGAGCGUGCCCGUUAUGCCGCAAGGCAUGAACUUCCAGAUGCGUGCUGCUGCCGCUGCCGCUGCCGCUGCUGUUCAGCAGCAACCGGGCCAGAGCGAGUUCAAGACGGGAUUGCAUCAGAGUGAGAUGAUUUGAGAUCGAUAUGGAUGAAUGAUGCGGCAUGGCAUUGUGGUUUUGUUUUUUUUUUGCUUGUUUCACUUCAACUUUUUUUGGUUCUUUUCGAUUCUGAUUCUUAAACCCUUAUGAGUCUGCAUGGCGAUUGGCGUUAACUUAACUGGUUUCACCAUAACACCUUUUCGCUGUGGUCCG